Molecule: messenger RNA, 3141 nt
Organism: Pelagomonas calceolata
Lineage: Eukaryota; Pelagophyceae; Pelagomonadales; Pelagomonadaceae
Source: the annotation of a GenBank genome assembly
AUGUCAGGGUUCGAGCUGCCCGUUUUAAUCGCGGCCGGCAGCGCCGCUGCCAGCGCCGCCAAACCGUACUGCAAAAAACUUGCUGAAAAAAUACAAGAGUUCGUCUUGAAGCGGGCUGAAAAGGAGGUAGACGAGCGCGUCUUCCGCAAGGGCGAGAAAGCCGAGUUCGAGAGCGGGCUCAGAGACCUCGCAGGCCUUCUGGAGAGCGUGGUGUCGAAUCCGGCGGUCGACGACCCAUCUGUCAGGGACAUGCUGGAUGGACUCGGAAAGUCGAUCAAGGUCGCCGCGGACGCGAAAUACACAGAGGGACGCGAAGAUGCGCUAAAAAUUAUUGACCAGCGCAAGAAUAAUUUGAUGCUGGCACUUCUCAACGUGACGUCCGCGAGGGUGCUGACGUCCGCUGGCAGAGAUGGACAGGGCGGAAUUGAAACGCUUUACACGUAUACCGGGAUUCCCCCGAGCAAGAGCGCGUCUUUCCUCGGUGGUGGCGCCUUUGCUACGGUGCACACGAUGCGAAAUGCGGGCGACAAGCUGAUCUACGCGGUGAAGCUGACCAUGAUUAAGGGGGCAACGCAGAAGGGCAUUACCGUGGAGAAGCUCCGGGAGGAGGCCGUGCGGCUUCACUCGCUGAACCAUUUUAACAUCGUCCGCUACUACGCGGCCUUCACCUUCAAGGACGACUUCGACUACUUCGCGAUAGUAAUGGAGCACUUGACCGGUGGCUCGCUGCUAGAUCGUCUAGAGAAGACCACCGGCGCGCUCACGAGCGACGAGGCCCCCGACACCGCGAAAUGGGCUCGCCAGGUCGCGUCGGCCCUCGCGCACAUGCACGCGCAACGAAUGCAGCACCGCGACCUCAAGCCCGACAACGUGCUCUUCAAUGGGGCCGGCGACGCGAAAGUCAUCGACCUCGGGCUCGCUAUUGUUCUCAAGAAGAAGUCUAGGGUGUCGUCUAGGGGCGGCGCCAACGCCGUCGGCGCGCUGCUCUACCAGUCGCCGGAGAAAGCGCGCGGCGGCGCUUACGACGAGAAGGAUGACGUCUGGGCCCUGGGUUGCAUGCUCGCGGGAGCGGUGACGGGCCGGUCGCUCGAGGCACGCGAUGACAAAGGGGCCGGCCUCCUCUCAAAGGACGAAACCAAAGUAAAGGAGCUAGUCCGCGAAUCUAAAAGAGUGUCGCCCAAAUUCGGCGGCCUCGUCGCCGAGAUGCUCAAGUGGAAUCCGAGGGCGCGGCCCACGGCCGCAAGCGUUGAAGAGUCGCUCCGGCUCGGGAAGCCGCUUUCGCCCGACGAUGUUACGGUCGAGGAGACGCGCGACACGCCCAAGUCGACGAAUAGCAUCGUUAAGCGAAUCUUUGGAUGCUGUCUGGCUGACCAGUCCGCGCUCGCCGAAGCGAAAGCCGGCAAGGAGAAAACGCAGCGCGAGGCGGCGGCGACUGCCGAAGCGAAACGGAGACGCGCUGCCGCCGAAGCCAAGGCCGCCGAGGCGGAACGAAAGCUUCGCGACGCCGAAGCAAAAGCCACCAGGGAAGGACGGCUUCGCGAGGCGGCGGCGGCCGCCGAAGCGGAACGGAGACGCGCUGCCGCCGCCGAGGCCGAGCGGAGGCGCCGCGCCGCCGAAGCGGAGACCAACGAAGAGAAGCGGCAGCGGCUCGUUGCCGAGGCCAGGGCCGCGGAGGCGGAACGAAAGCUUCGCGUCGCCGAAGCGAGGGCCGCCGAGGAGCGGCGGCAACGUGCAGCCGAAGACGAAGCGGAACGGCAACGCCGGGCGAGAGUCAAAGCCGCCAAGGAUGAAGAGGAGAAGCGACAGCGCCGCGCCGAAAAAAUCGACCUGUCCAAGCUCGCCUUAGUGCGGACGCUGGAAGGGCACUCACAUGUCGUGCGUUGCGGCGUCCACUGUACUUUUGUGAUGAUGCGUCUUCGUCGUAGGUCAAUUGCGUUGCGGUCUCUCCGGACGGGCGGCGCGUCGUGUCUGGGUCGACGGACCGCACGCUCAAGGUGUGGGACGUGGCGACGGGGAAAUGCGUGGCGACGCUGAAAGGGCGAUCUAAGAUCGUGCAUUGCGGCGUCCACUGUACUUUUGUGAUAAUCUGUCGUCGUUGCAGGUCCUUGGCGUUGCCGUGUUUCCGGACGGGCGGCGGGUCGUUUCUUGUGAUGGGGGUGGUAAUACGCCAGGAAGGCUCAAGGUGUGGGACCUGGCGACCGGCGAGUGCGUGGCGACGCUGGAAGGGCACUCGCGUUUCGUGCGUUGCGGAGUCCACUGUACUUUUGCGAUGAUGUGUCUUCGUCGUAGGUCCAUAGCGUUGCCGUGUUUCCGGACGGGCGGCGCGUCGUGUCUGGGUCGGACGACGAGACGCUCAAGGUCUGGGACGUCGAGACCGGCGAAUGCCUGGCGACGCUGCAAGGGCACUCGGACAACGUGCGUUGCGGCGUCCACUGUACUUUUGUGAUGAUCUGGCUUCGUCGUAGGUCAAGUGCGUUGCCGUGUUUCCGGACGGGCGGCGCGUCGUGUCUGGGUCGUGGAAAGAGCUCAAGGUCUGGGACGUCGAGACCGGCGAAUGCGUGGCGACGUUGGAAGGGCACUCUGACGGAGUGCGUUGCGGCGUCCGCUGUACUUUUGUGUUGAUUUGUGUUCGUCGUAGGUCUUUGACGUUGCGGUGUUUCCGGACGGGCGGCGCGUCGUGUCUGCGUCGGGCGACGAGACGCUCAAGGUGUGGGACGUGGCGACGGGCGAAUGCCUGGCGACGCUGCAAGGGCACUCGGAUUUUGUGCGUUGCGGCGUCCGCUGUACUUUUGUGAUGAUGUGCCUUCGUCGUAGGUCCGCGGCGUUGCCGUGUUUCCGGACGGGCGGCGCGUCGUGUCUGGGUCGGAGGACGAGACGCUGAAGGUCUGGGACGUCGAGACCGGCAAAUGCGUGGCGACGCUGGAAGGGCACUCGUUGGACGUACGUUGCGGCGUCCGCUGUACUUUUGUGAUGAUCUGGCUUCGGCGUAGGUCUAUGGCGUUGCCGUGUUUCCGGACGGGCGGCGCCUCGUGUCUGCGUCGCGCGACAGCACGCUCAAGCUGUUCGCGUGCUAGGGCUCUAACUUCUAGUUGAGGCCACUCGCCAUCGCCGCAGACACUCAGGCUCGAAACAUAGACUUAG